Trifolium pratense (red clover) is the source of this 1501-nucleotide messenger RNA. RefSeq names its product probable lactoylglutathione lyase, chloroplastic. The record is from RefSeq and is a predicted model, not a curated record. Gene Ontology annotation, cellular component: cytoplasm. Gene Ontology annotation, molecular function: lactoylglutathione lyase activity; metal ion binding. NCBI's taxonomy places the organism in Eukaryota, Viridiplantae, Streptophyta, Magnoliopsida, Fabales, Fabaceae. Bases 201 to 1235 code for a protein of 344 amino acids. The transcript is spliced from 9 exons.
GAGUAGUGAAAAUAGUACUUGUGUGAAAAACAGAUACAAGACACAAACAGAUUAGAGUACAUUUUAAAGACUUGUUUGGGUAAUCCUUAAUUAUUCGAUUCCAUUCUUUUCUUUUCUUUUCUUUUGCUUCUCCUUCGUUCAUUCUUCAAUCUUCAUCAUCCACAACACUCACUCACUCACUCGCCGACGAACUCAUUCCCAUGGCUACUUCAAUUCGACCCACUCUUUCUUCCUUUACCCUUUCACCUCUCUUCAAUCGUUCUCCUCGAGUCUCUUUCUCCCAUUUUUCUACCGUAGCAGUUCCACAAUCCCAUAGUCUUGGCUUAAAAUUGGUCAGAAAAAAUGGAAACUCUAUGAGAGUGAUGGCAUCUGGGAACGUGUCUUCAUCAGUCACAGCUGCUUCAUCAGAAAAUCUACUUGAAUGGGUCAAACAAGAUAAAAGAAGAUUGCUUCAUGUUGUUUAUCGUGUUGGGGACUUGGAUAGAACCAUUAAAUUUUAUACUGAGUGUCUGGGAAUGAAGCUACUCCGAAAGCGCGACAUACCGGAGGAGAAAUAUACUAAUGCUUUUCUUGGAUAUGGACCUGAAGACUCACAUUUUGUUAUUGAACUCACAUACAAUUACGGAGUUGACAAGUAUGACAUUGGAACUGCAUUUGGCCAUUUUGGUAUUGCGGUCGAUGAUAUUACAAAAACAGUGGAACUAAUAAGAGCUAAGGGUGGCAAAAUAACUAGAGAGCCUGGUCCUGUCAAAGGAGGCAAAACAGUAAUUGCAUUUGUUGAAGACCCUGAUGGUUACAAAUUCGAACUUUUGGAAAGAGGUCCCACUCCUGAGCCAUUGUGCCAAGUGAUGCUUCGAGUGGGUGAUCUUAACCGUUCAAUAGAAUUUUACGAGAAGGCUUUUGGUAUGGAGCUGCUUCGCACACGGGAUAAUCCAGAGUCCAAGUAUACCAUAGCAAUGCUGGGUUAUGGCCCAGAAGAUAAAAAUGCUGUUCUGGAGUUGACUUACAAUUAUGGAGUCACUGAAUAUGAUAAAGGAAAUGCUUAUGCUCAGAUUGCAAUAGGCACAGAUGAUGUGUACAAAACUGCGGAAGCGAUUAAACUAUCCACAGGAAAGCUUACACGGGAACCUGGACCGCUGCCUGGUAUCAGCACAAAAAUUACUGCAUGCUUGGAUCCCGAUGGAUGGAAGACGGUUUUUGUAGAUAAUAUUGAUUUUCUUAAGGAGUUGGAGUAGAAGAGUAUUUAGGUAGGUCAUCAUCACAGCAAUCUUGUAACAUCAUCUGUAUCAAUCCUCAGCCAAAGAAUUGGUAUGUCUAUAUGAAGAAAAAAGAUUGAGAACGCAUCAUAGCCAAAUCCGAUUUUGUAGAAAAUGUAAUAAUGACCCUAGCGAUGCACGUGUAACAAAUGCUAGAACACCACAGGGUUGAAAUACAAUACAGAUCUUUAUUUGAUAUAUUGUUUGAUGGUCUAUAUACAACACAAGUAAUUUUGUUUAUGUAA